AGUACUAGCGCUACUAGCACUCGUCACGGUCAGGUAUCCUGCCAGCCAGAACCACAACCACCACAUCGUUAUCGAGGGCUGGUACCAUCAUCUGGUAUCCGCAAGACCACACAAUCAACUUACUAUGGAUAUUUCUACACAACCUACUUCUCCUGUACUGACCAACAGGUCUUAUCUACGCCAUGCACGACUGGUUCUCACUUGUAUCUCGAUUGGAGCAAAUGCCAUCUUUGCAGGAGGAGUCUUCACUUUCGCACUAAUGUCACCGGCUUUAGUGACUCACCUCAAGCUCACACAACCUCAGCUCACGACGAUAGCGCUGGCUGGAAUGAUGGGGCAGUAUCCAUUUGCCGCCGUCGUGGGCAAGAUAGUCGAUCGUUUUGGCCCCUGGGCUUGCUCCCUCAUAUCUGCUUGCCUGUUCUCAACGGGAUAUGGCAUGUUCUCGUGGGAGAUAGCGAAGACCCCUGACGACAUAACUCAGCCUUCCGCUAGUUCAUUCCAUCGUCUUACAGGGUUCUUCUUUAUGGCCGGUCUCGCAACAGUCUUCUCAUAUUUCUCGUCGGUAUUUGCAGCGUCUAAGAACUUCCCAAACUAUAUAGGAAUCGCUUCCGGAACCAGCAUGGCAUUAUUUGGAUUAUCUCCUAUGUUCUUAUCUAUCAUAGCGUCGAGAUUCUUUUCGUAUGAGGACUCGGGUCUCGACGUAACUAGUUUCCUCAGAUUCCUGGCUAUCACCUGCGGAUGCGUUCAUGUUUUUGGAGCCAUGACUUUACGGAUACCUGAUCUCGCUGACAAUACGAGGCUGCAAUUAACAGUGGAGGACACUGAGGAACAAGCUGAUGUUGAUGAACGCACUGCCCUUCUUCAAGCCCCCCACAAAUCUAUCCCCGGAGUAGAAGUCCAAGUGGUUCCAGUUGAAGUAAAUGGUUCUGCUUUGGAUUUACUUAAGGAUCGGAACUUUUGGUUAUUGGCCUUCGUUGUUUUUGUUAUUCUUGGAUCGAGCGAGAUGAUCAUUUCCAAUAUUGGAACUAUUGUCCUUUCUCUCCCAUCAGCUAAAGGGACUCCAGUUAUCACCCGGGUACCUUCGGCAGACAUCAUGACAUCUACACAAGUUAGACUUC
Molecule: messenger RNA, 1118 nt
Organism: Serpula lacrymans var. lacrymans S7.9
Lineage: Eukaryota; Fungi; Basidiomycota; Agaricomycetes; Boletales; Serpulaceae
Exons: 5
Biological process (GO): transmembrane transport
Cellular component (GO): membrane
Molecular function (GO): transmembrane transporter activity
Source: RefSeq, a predicted model, not a curated record